AUAUCUCAACGGUCAGGCGGUUUUGAAUACCACUCACUAUAGAUCGUAAAAAGGAAAACAAAAUAUUCAUUUUCCACAACAAAAAAAAAAAUCAAGAAUCCAAUUUUGAGCCAGAGUUCGAUUGUUUUCUCCAGCUCAAAAUUGAUAUCUUGAUUGUAAGCCAUGUCUGCGGACAAAGAGUACUAUGAAACAUUGGGAGUUGAAGAAGAUGCCUGUCUAGCAGAUCUCAAUAAGGCUUACUAUCAAAAGGCAAGAGCUGUACACCCUGAUAAAACCCACGGAGAUCCCGAAGCUGCAGCUCAAGAUUUCCAUGCAUUAGGAGAGGCUUAUCAGGUACUAAGUGACCCUGAAAAACGUGAAGCAUACGACAAAUUCGGAAAAGAGGAAGGAAUGAAGGACUCGAUGGUUGAUCCAACAGUUCUUUUCGGAAUGAUGUUUGGAAAUGAAAUAUUUGAGAAUUACGUGGGCCAACUUUCGUUGCUUUCUUCACCUCCCCCUGAAUUUGAUCCAGAGUUACCCCCUGAAGUUCAAAAACCCAAACUCGAGAAGAUACUCAAGGCAUUGCAAGAAGAAAGGGAAGAGAAACUCAUAAAAAUUCUGCAAAAACGACUUGAACUAUAUGUUCAAGGCCAAAAAGACGAAUUUGUAGAAUCUGCAGAAUUAGAAGCCCACCGUCUUUCUCAAGCUGCUUUUGGCAAGGCUAUGUUGCAUACUAUCGGAUACAUAUACACAAGGCAAGCUGCAAGAAAAAUCGGAAAGGGGAAGCGUUAUAUGAAGGUUCCGUUUUUAGCAGAGUGGGUUCGGGACAAAAGACACUCGAGAAGAACACAGUCUGCAGCAGCUCAAGCUGCUAUUGCAUGCAUUCAACUGCGGGAGGAAUGGAAGAGGUGUACCGAAGAAGAGAUUAAGGAUGAGAACACAAUGAAAACAGCUGAAAAAAUCAAAGAAGCGAUUUUCGAUUCUUUCUGGAGAAUGAAUGUGGCGGAUAUUGAAAUGACUGUUUCCCAUGUGUGUCAAUCGGUUUUGAAAGAUUCCGAAGCUUCCAAGGAAGUUCUCAGGUUACGGGCCCGCGGAUUAAAGAAACUCGGUGAAAUUUUCCAAGGUGCGAUGCCAAAUCAAGAUACAGUAGACAAAAGAACCGAUGCAUAGGUGAAGCAUUGACUACUUCGCAGGUGGCGUUACGUAAAUUGAGUAUAAACUUAAGUCUUCUCAAAAGCUAAAAUAGAAGGAUGAGCUUAUUUUUCGUUUCGUGUUUUUUGAGGUUCUUUGUACCAAUGUAGCUCGCUCCUAUAGAAAGGAAAUCGGAAAAACCGAAAAAAAAAGAGGACAAAAUACUAUGGAAUAGGAAAUAUAUUUAUCUGUGCAGGAUCCGACAUUGUCGCGCUUGUAUAUGUAUACAUAGUGUAGUUAUACGCAGAUAUUCAAUGUAACUUCGUGUGGCUGAUCAAUUGACUUCAUAUAUACGGUAAAUGUUAAGGGCAAAAAUUGUCGAUAAAGUUAUAUCGGGCGAAAGUGUUAUAACGAGUCUCUUAAGUAAUAUAUUGUACCUUUGAAAUUAGAAUCCUUCUUUUCUGAUUUAUUUAUUUAUUUUUUGGGG
This is a messenger RNA of Erythranthe guttata (spotted monkey flower), 1597 nucleotides long. Its product is annotated as chaperone protein dnaJ 10. The record is from RefSeq and is a predicted model, not a curated record. Lineage: Eukaryota; Viridiplantae; Streptophyta; Magnoliopsida; Lamiales; Phrymaceae.